UUAGGAUCAAAGAUGGCGGAGAAGAAGGAGCAUUGUGUUCGGGAAAUAUCUUCCUUUGUGACUCAUACUGCAACGGAAAUGGAAAGAAUUCUAUCGCGUUUUAAGUGGAGAAAAGAAGAUUUAUUGAAGAAGGUCAACAGUUCAAAGUUGAUACACUGUCCAUAUGACUUCAGCCACAGAAUACCAGCAUCAAGACUCAAUAAACACUUAUCUCUUUGCCAGUACAAAACAAAGGACAUUAAUCCUCAGGAUGUCUGUACUAGCCCUGAAUUCUUCUACCAGACAUGCAAGGCAGUGAUACCAAUUGCUAUAGAUGAAAAGCACUACAGUUCUCUCAAAAACGGCCAUGAAAGUGGCAAAUUAGAUACUGGAGUCCAAAUCAGGGUCAAUAACAAGGUAUGGAAAAUAAUAAAAAUCAUGUUUCAUCCUCAAUAAAGCUGUUUUCUUUUUCCUUUUGACGAGUUUUUUUUGGCAAAAAGUUUUGUGUUCCAAACAUUGAAAUCAGUGCAUGCACAUGUAUACCUGUACUGGGGCAUGAAAUCUGACACACAUACACAGGUGAUUUCUGUCGUUUUUUAGGCAGUACCAACAUGUUGUUCCUUGUUGACACCAAAAGAAAGAUCUGUACAUAACACUCAGAGCAUGAUGGUUGAUGGGAGGACUUGUCACAAUGAUUCAGCACAUGAGAUAAGGUCAAUAAUGGCAUGGGAAGUGAUACCAUCCUCUCAAUUGCAGCUAGAGCUUCAUCUUCUGUCACAAGAGGAAAUCAAGACUUGGAUCAUUGGGAACUUACCACAAGUUCAGUACUUGAGUUCUGUUGAUGGUGCCAGUGAACAUUUGGUGGAUUUUGUUUUGUCCUGUCUUCAAGAGGAGAAAGUUGCUCAUCCCAGUGGAUUGGAAGAAAUGUUGAAAGAUUUUCUAGGAGAUGAAACAAAGGCUUUUGUUUUGAACCUGUGGAAGUUUCUGGCUGUUUCAGUUACCAAGGAGAAAAACUCUGCCAUCUACUCUCAGAUGGAAAACAAGACGCAAGAUUCUUCAGCCAAUAGCUUUGAAACAAAGACAGACGUUCAGGACCACCCAGAACCUGUUGGAAGCCCCGUGAAAGAAAUACCUCUCCCGAUGGACCGAGUAAUAUCUGACUUCUCUCCCCAACAACGGCUCACUGUCUAUGAGCACGUGAUACAGGCUGCAAAGACAAAACGAGAAACAGACAAACAGGAGAUGGAUUUAGAAAUUGUUUCUGACUCGAAUGAGUCCAAAGGAACAGAGGGUGAUCAACCAAAAACCCAUUUUGAAGUGUUAGCUGAACAGCGUGACUACAAACGUCGGCGACAAAGCUACCGGGCGAAAAAUGUACACAUCACCAAAAGGAGUGCUGUAGAGGUAAUGCGAGACCUUAUCGAGACGCAAAUGCACGUAUUAGAAAUGCAGUACAAAGAAGAACACGGCAUUACUGGUAAUAAUUCUGAUGUUGGAGACAUGCCUGAAGAGGAGCGCGAAAAUAAAGCAGACUUCAAGGAUGGUACGAGACGAGGGAUGAGAGACGAUGAAGAGAAUCGACGAAUGGAACGAGACAGAAGGCAACGCCGAGGAGGGAAUAAACGGGUUUGGUUUUACGACAACAGAGACUCAGAUACCAAGAGAUCGAGGAGAUGACAAUGUACAAAUGAACCUUUUUAAGAUAAGCGAAUGAAGACAUAUUUGUGAAUAGUUAAAUAAAAAUUGGCAAGCUCUGCA
Molecule: messenger RNA, 1737 nt
Organism: Pocillopora damicornis (cauliflower coral)
Lineage: Eukaryota; Metazoa; Cnidaria; Anthozoa; Scleractinia; Pocilloporidae
Cellular component (GO): U12-type spliceosomal complex; nucleoplasm; cytosol
Source: RefSeq, a predicted model, not a curated record